CCCAAUAGUGGCUGUUAGGCACAACAGAUAGCGACAGCUACAGAUAGUGAUCAUGGGUAUGUCUGUCUCUCGACCCUCUCAAUGGCUCUAUCUGACAGGCAGCUGCCAUGAGGUGGGUCACACCUGGAAUCCCUCUUGCAUCUACUGCUCCUGUGAAAUUCUCCUGUUUGUAUUUCUAGGGGCAAUCAAGAUAUACCUUCCCCUCUACUUGCUCUCCAAUGUGAGACGCCUGGGUGAUCUGCGAUGGGUGCUAUUGAGUCUACUGCCCAAUGUGCUCCGAUCAGCUGUCUUCCUCUCCAUCAAUGGUGGAGGGUUUGUGGCCUUCCUCUGUGCUGUAAGGCGUCUAUUUGGUCGGUUCUACUUCUACUCAUCCGCUUUCCUCCCAGCAUUCCUAGCCUCUCUCUGUGCCAUUAUGGUCGAGAGAAAAAGCAGACGUGCUCUACUAGCUGGCUACGUCUCCUGUCUGUCAAUAGAGAUAGUGCACUCUGUACUCAAGUCAAAAGGAUUGAUCAAGAGUCUCCCAUUUGGAGAGGUACUGAUCUUCUCCCUGGCCUCAGCUGUUCUCCUGCAUAGACAAGGGACAAACAGGAGCUCUUCACAGGAUGGAGUGGGCUCAUUGCUGAGUGGUCUCUUCCGCCCCCCUGUUGAAUGUCCAAUAAACAUUUGCAACCCUAUCGUCACCAAUUUAGUGUGGGGUGGUGCGUGGGGCUUCUUCUGUGGCUACCUUGUUCAGUCACUUCUCUCUUUGCUCUCUUACUGGAAGAAGAUCAAGAACAAGACUGCAAGUAUCAAGGACUGGCUCGGUAACAAGCGCAGUGUCAAGUUUGGUCUCUUUUUGGCUUCAUUUGUCACUUGGUUUAAGCUGUCUAACUGGCUGAUGAUAUUGUUUGCUGUCCCUCGGAACUUAAGAAUGAUAAUCUCCGGUCUUAUUGCUGGUCUAUCAAUGAUAUUUGUGCGCAGUUCUGCCCUUUCACUGUAUGCUGGCUGGAAAGCAAUGGAGAUAGUUUACUUCAUGGCAGUAAAGAAGGGUUAUGUCAAAUCAUGGUACUAUGGCGAUGCACUGCUCUAUGCAUUCUCUACAGCUGUUGUUUUUCAUUCGGUGUUCUUUGAGGGUCAUCACGUUCGAGAAGCCUAUUGGAAGUUUAUGAUCGAUGUCACAAGAAGUAGACUCCUGCAUAUUCAAUUUCCAACUGUUGACCAUUUUGGAACUAAUUCUUCGAUCAGACCAAAUCAAUUUAUUCAAAAAUUGUCUUCUAGUAGCGAUUAGCUAUAGGGUUACAAGUGUGUGUGUGUGUGUGUGACUACUAGGAUGGAUAUGUGUGUGUACAUGCUCAUUUUUUGGUGAAAAUUAUAUUUAUGAUAAUUAA
Molecule: messenger RNA, 1367 nt
Organism: Halichondria panicea
Lineage: Eukaryota; Metazoa; Porifera; Demospongiae; Suberitida; Halichondriidae
Product: transmembrane protein 135-like
Exons: 15
Coding region: 53-1267 (404 amino acids)
Source: RefSeq, a predicted model, not a curated record